Molecule: messenger RNA, 1469 nt
Organism: Rhizophagus irregularis DAOM 181602=DAOM 197198
Lineage: Eukaryota; Fungi; Glomeromycota; Glomeromycetes; Glomerales; Glomeraceae
Source: RefSeq, a predicted model, not a curated record
UUUAUUUCCACAUUUUUCACACAUAUUACCCACCAAGUCUCUAGUAAAAAUGUUAAAAAUGUUCAAUUUGGCAAAGAUGUUGACCAUCUUUAUAUAUUUAACCUCCAUCUGUUGCUUUCUUGUUUCAUCUCAAAAUGUAUUAUCUCGAGAUAUAUUAUCUCAAAAUGCAUCAUUUCCAAAUACACCACCCCAAAAUACAUCAGAUCAAGAUAUAUGGUACACUUAUGAAGAACCUAUAGAAGGUCUUAAACUAUAUGAAACUUACACACUUUCAGAAGGUACUUUGAUGAUUUGGAUGGCCUUUGAAGAUAAGGAAGAUCCAUCAUGCAUGUUACCUUAUUUUCAUUUACGAUUGAUAGAAAGAACAGGACGAAUAACAUAUAUAGACCUUAAUUACACUUUUCCUCCAGAAGCAGUUUGCCCCAUUAAUAUAACUUAUAUACCUUUAGGUUAUAAUUACAUAAUGAUAAUUUAUGUUAAAUCAAACAAUGGUGUUAAGGGAAAGUAUGGCUUGAUAAUUAAUUAUAAUAGUGAGAUUAUAAAUGAAAUCUACUUAGGAAAUGUUAAUGACUAUAUUAUAGAUAGUGGAACAUCUGUAAAAGGUUUUAUUUGUAUUGAAGAACAUGAUAAAAGAGGAUUAGCAGCAUGGCAUUGGCUUAGUACCCCAGAUAUUACAACAGGAAAAGUGGUGGAACUUGGAAGUGGCGAGUUUAGUGUACCAAACCUAUUAUCAUAUACUUUUGUAAAUAGUUUUAAUUUUAGUUUAGUUGAUGGAGGGAUUGGAUAUGCAUAUAUUCUAAAAUACGAUGAAAUGGGAUCAUCAGCAACAAAUGAUCCAAAUAUUCAAUACUGGAAAAUUUAUGUUUCAUUUUUAAGAGAGGAAACAUAUUCAUCUACAAUACCUUCUCUUAUCUACCAAACUACUACAAAAUUAAAUAGUAUAGCAUUUAAAUCAUGUUUUUAUAACAAUAAUGCAGGAUAUAUAUGUAUUGUAUCAUUAAACAAUACAAUUACAAAUAAGGAUCAAUCAAGAACUGAAGUGAAUUAUUAUCAGUUAGAAUUUUUAACAACUGGAUCCUUUGUACAAUUUGGUAUGGUCCCUAAAGAAAUAAGUAAUACAGGCAAUUUUGAUUUGUCAAGUUUAAUUUAUGGAGGAUUUCUUGUAGAAAAAUAUUAUACAAAUACAAAGGCAAUGAACUUUUAUAUUUUAGAUAAUAAUGGAAAUUAUAAAUCAGGGGGAUCUUUUGGCCCAGAGUUUGUUAUUAUUAGUUAUUUCAGAAAAAAUAGUACUUUAUUGGGAGUAAAGGAAACUGGUAAUAAAUUAGAAUUUUUAUUGAAACCUUUACUAAGAUUGAAUAAUCAAGGUAAGUUUUUAAUUUAUUUUUUACUUUUUAAUUUUAUUUUUUUUUAAUAAAAAAAUUUUUUGAUUUAUAGGAGCUGGAUAUGAUAAUCCUGCAAUUGAAUCAACA